AUGGCCGCGACUUUGCGGCUGCGCUACGCUCACAGCUUCUGCCUCCAUUGCAGAUUACUAUUUGCGGCGUUCCUUGCAUGUUACGCUGUUCAGAUCUAUAUCACAGCUGCGGCGGCAGGCCCGCGUUUUGACAGGCGGGAGGCUGCCCUUCACGAAAACGGAUACCAAGGCAUCUGGGCAGCAGCAGCCUCUGAGCCGAAGGCCGCGCAAAACACUUUCGGAGGGACAGCACAGGCUUCCGAUCGCGGUCUUGAGGAGAUGUCGCAGCCGGCGCUCGCUGCAGCCUACAUGGAUUCCCUGCUCGCGGACCCUGUGGCUGCACAGACGAGGCUUCUUGGAGACUUCACCAAACGCAGCAAAGUAGCUGUGAUCUACAUGUGCUUCGAGCGGAUGGAGAUGAUACACCGAGCCAUUCCUGCCAUCCUCGGCAGCGAGGGCUUGGCCGAGUUUGACUUUUUCAUUUCACAGGAUGGCGGCGCCGCUUCUAUCUUCGAGAAUGGAACCGUGUCCAUCCCCAGCGAUAUACAGUUCGCCUACAUUCGCCAUCCAGCCAACCUUUGCACGGGUCUGCACCACCACUUUGUCAAGGCUUUCGCUUUCGACAUUAUGGGUUACGACAUUCUGUUGAUCGUGGAGGAGGACAACAUCAUACACCCUCAGGCGCUGCAGGAACAAGGCGCUUUCAAGGCGCUUUACUUAGCCAGGCAGUUGCAAAGCCUGCAGCUGCUGCGGCGGAUGGCACAACUAUCUGUCUCUGAGCCAGAAAUCGGUAUUGUGAGCCUUCUUGACAUGGACAUGUCGCCGUUCCUAGAUGCCGAGCGCUUUGCCGCGGGCCUUAUCCCCGUGGUCGGCCAUAUGGGUCAUUUGUGGGUGUUUGGCCUGCACCGCGUCAAGUAUGAGCUCGCGCGUGGCUGCCUUCGGGACUAUUACGACGUGAUUAAGGGUCAUGAGUACCGCGCGAAGCACUUGCCUCCCUUACGCGAGGCGAUCCAGGCACUGAUGCAGGCAAAGGGCUUCCCGCCGACAACAGCGCUGUCGCAGGACCGCUGGUUUAUCAACUCUCUUGCAAAAUUUGGUUUUGCAAAGCGCUACCAGACGCUUUUCCGCUUCUUCAAGCCCAUCGGUAACUACGGCCUGCAUUUUCGUAUGAAUGAGUCACGAUUUUACGAUAUUUUUGGGCAUAGCAUGUAUGACGGCCGCAUCGACCCAAAUGCAGCUUUCGAUGUCACCAAGGACCCCAAUAACUGUGAGGCCGUCAAGACCUCCGUGCGCGAGCGGCUAACGGCCCUUUUCGGCAAGUAUCGGACCGGAGCGUCGCCUUCUGAAGUACUUGUGAAUAACACGUACCAUGGCAUCCUGGAAGGCCGGCUGAAUGGUCUGGAGGUCGUCAGGGACAUCACGGGCAAAACGCAUUAUUAG
Volvox carteri f. nagariensis is the source of this 1419-nucleotide messenger RNA. RefSeq lists its product as uncharacterized. The transcript has 5 exons. Bases 1 to 1419 code for a protein of 472 amino acids. The record is from RefSeq and is a predicted model, not a curated record. Lineage: Eukaryota; Viridiplantae; Chlorophyta; Chlorophyceae; Chlamydomonadales; Volvocaceae.